Molecule: messenger RNA, 1219 nt
Organism: Chelonia mydas (Green sea turtle)
Lineage: Eukaryota; Metazoa; Chordata; Testudines; Cheloniidae
Product: immunoglobulin lambda-1 light chain
Exons: 4
Coding region: 16-834 (272 amino acids)
Biological process (GO): immune response; immunoglobulin production involved in immunoglobulin-mediated immune response; antigen processing and presentation of exogenous peptide antigen via MHC class II
Cellular component (GO): MHC class II protein complex
Molecular function (GO): MHC class II protein complex binding
Source: RefSeq, a predicted model, not a curated record
CGAGAGCAGAUUUGCAUGAAGGGGCCGUUCUCCAGCUCUGGCGCUUUAAGAGAGAACCGGAGGGUCCCAGCCAGGCACCCGUUUGCCUCAGCUAGCCAAGUUCAUCUGGAUCACCCACCAUGGCUUGGGCCCCUCUGCUCCUCACGCUGCUCACUUACUGCAUUGGUAAGGGGUUUCAGUUCCCAGCAGCUCCAGUCGCUGAAGGCAUCUGAGUUAGUGUCUCCUGGAGGGACCGUGACGCUCUCCUGCAGCCUGAGUAGUGGGGCCAUCACUGAUGGCAACUACCCGCUCUGGGUUCAACAGAGACUGGGGAAUGUUCCUCGGCUGAUCAUGCACAGCACGAGUACCAGGCCCUCGGGGAUCCCAGCGCGUUUCACUGGCUCCAGAUCGGGUAACACCAUGUCCUUGACCGUCACGGGGGCCCUAGCGGAGGAUGAUGCUGAUUAUUACUGCUCUGUGUGGACUGGGAGUGCGUGGAUCUUCGGUGGAGGAACCCAGCUGACCGUCCUUGGUCAGUCAAAGGCGUCUCCUACCGUGCACCUCUUCCCUCCAUCCUCGGAAGAGAUCAAAACAAAGAGCAAAGCCACACUGGUGUGUCUGCUGGGCAGCUUUUACCCAGGCUCAGUCCAAGUCACCUGGAAAGCUGACGGCCAGCAGAUCUCCACUGGAGUGGAGACGACCAAGCCAUCCAAACAGAGUGACAACAAGUUCAUGGCCAGCAGUUACCUGUCUCUGGAUGCAUCAAAGUGGAAGACCCAUGAGACCUACACCUGCCAGGUGACACACGAUGGGAAGAGCUUCGAGAAGUCCCUGAAGAGCUCAGAGUGUUCUUAACCCUCUGACCCCCGGAGGGCUCGUCCGGUUCCCGUGUCAGUCUGUAGGGGGUUCCCCAAGAGAGCCAGGAUCUCUCUGUAGCAUUCCCAUAAUGCCGAUUUCCAGAAAAUCUGUUUCCUCUUUUAGGUGGGGGAUUUUACCAAUCCAUAUGACACCUGUCUUUAUUCCCAUGUCCCCACCGCUCUCACCCCCUGCAUUCCCUGGAACUGUCCUUCCUGCUUUAGUCUCUGAUGCAGCUUUGUUAGGAUAUUAAUAAAAUCAGAAAAAUUUGACUAUGUCUGUAUCUGUGAAGAGUUUAACUUCUUCUGUCCCUUUUACAUCUUGUGUAUUAAUUGCAAUAUUCACCUUCUCUUCCAGUAAAAUAAAUUUACCUUUUAUCAGCUAA